Closterium sp. Naga37s-1 is the source of this 2568-nucleotide messenger RNA. The record is from the annotation of a GenBank genome assembly. NCBI's taxonomy places the organism in Eukaryota, Viridiplantae, Streptophyta, Zygnematophyceae, Desmidiales, Closteriaceae.
AUGACGAACGCUGAAGCCUUGACUUUGCAAGCGAUGGAUCGUUCUGUGAGCAUCAACGCUCUUCCACCGAUGUCGCUCGACAGAACACAAGGCGGAUCGCAAUUACUCACGUCGUCCGCGUCGUCCUCGUCGCUCCUCCCACCGAGCAGCCCCUCCCUCCCCCUUCUCCGGCGAGUCUCCACCGAGACCCUGCUCCAGCUAGACGCCGUCACCACUGCGCCGCCGCUGACAGAACGUCCGCCAUUGGAGUCGUUUGACAUUCCCGCCAAAGACGCGCAACGGCUCGCACGCGGGCUCCGUGCUGAGGUGGUGCUGGAGGCGGAGGAGAUCCUUCGAGGAAACGACCGAGGAGGGUAUACGAUUCCGGCUAAGGGGCUGUACCCGUACCAGUGGAACUGGGACUCUGGACUCGUGGCCAUCGGCUGGUCCGCCGUGGACCACGAGCGCGCGUGGGAGGAGAUGCGGAGACUGUUUUCCGCGCAAUGGGAGGACGGCAUGGUGCCGCACAUUGUGUUCCACCAGCCCAGCCCCACUUACUUCCCCGGUCCCGAAAUCUGGGGCACGGCGGAGAGCCCUCGGAACAGCACCGGCAUCACUCAGCCACCGAUUGCGGCGACGGCGGUUCGGCAACUGCUGGAACGAAGCAUGGGGGGAGACGUAGCUGACGGUGUGGCGUGGAACGGCGGCAGCUUGGCGGACGAUCGGAGCAGCUACAGCUUGCAGCAGGCGGAGGAGCUGUUUCCGAAGCUGAUGGCGUACCACCGGUGGUUCCACAUGGCGCGUGACCCGCAAGACACGGGGUUGGUGGCGACGCUGCACCCGUGGGAGUCGGGCAUGGACAACAGCGUGGCGUGGGACGUGCCUCUGCGCAACGUGCCCGUGGACGACAUCCCCGCGUACACGCGCAGGGACCUGGGCCACGUGGACGCGUCAAUGCGCCCCACCCAGGCGGAGUACGACCGCUACCUCACGCUGCUGUACCGAUUCCGCGCCGUGGACUAUGACCCUAGCCAGCUCUACUACCUGUCGCCUUUCCGAGUGACCGAUGUGUGCACCAACUCCCUCCUUCGCCGCGCCAACCUCGACCUCCGCUGGCUGGCCGUCACCCUGGGCCGCACAGACGACGCCAUGGAAAUCGACCAGUGGCUGCAACGCUCUGCUGCGGCUUUCCCGUCGCUUUGGGACGAGUCGAGUGGCAUCUUCCGCUGCCGCGACCAGCUCACAGGGGAGUUCCUCGAUGCCGCCACGUCAGCAGGUUUCUUGCCGCUGUUUGCUCGCACUGCAACGCUCGAACAGGCGGAGACACUGGCAGCGACUCUGUCGACGUGGCUGGACCAAGUAGAGUACGGCGUGCCAAGCCUGGACCCCGCCGACGCGCGUUUCGACAAGCUGAGGUACUGGAGGGGGCCAGUGUGGGCGAUCGUCAACUACAUGGUGACGGAUGGGCUGAGAUUCUAUGGCUAUGAGGACCUGGCGAUGCGAGUGGAGGCGAGCACACGGCGGUUGAUGAACGAGCACGGCCUGUACGAGUAUUACGAUCCCAUCACAGGGCAGGGCGCCGGAGGCAGCCAUUUUUCCUGGACUGCUGCCAUGGCGCUGGCUUGGCUCAACCAGGCGGACGGGUUCCCUGCCUGCUUGCGCUAUGAUGACCAUCUCUUUGCUUCGGAACCGGCUGUGCGCGUGCCACGUGGCAUCGAGGACAUCUCCAACGGCGACCACAUCCUUGGAUUCGGCGCCGACCUCGCUCCGGACCACCCUGGCUAUCACGAUGAGGAGUACAAGCGGCGCCGCGCACACAUAGCUGACAUUGCGAAACUGCACCAACUGGGCACGCCCAUCCCGCGCGUGCAGUACAGCGACUCGGAGACGGCGGUGUGGCGCACCGUGCUGGCGGCGCUGCAGGAGCUCUACCCCACGCACGCCUGCUCCACGUUCCUGCGCGCGCUGCCGCUCUUCGCGUUCUCGCCGCACGCCAUCCCGCAGCUGGAGGACGUGUCCGCCGUGCUGCACGCGCACAGCGGCUGGCGCAUCCGCCCCGUGGCGGGGCUGCUGCACCCGCGCGACUUCCUCAACGGACUCGCCUUCAAGUACUUCCACUCCACGCAGUACAUCCGGCACGCGUCACAGCCCAUGUACACGCCGGAGCCGGACGUGUGCCACGAGCUGCUGGGCCACGUGCCCAUGCUGGCGGACCCCGCCUUCAGCGCACUGGCGCACGCCAUCGGGCAGGCGUCGCUGGGGGCGUCCGACAAGGACAUCUGGCACCUCACCAAGCUCUACUGGUACACGGUGGAGUUUGGGACGGUGAUGGAGCAUGGCGAGGUGCGUGCGUUCGGGGCGGGGCUGCUGUCCAGCUAUGGCGAGCUGGCAUACAUGCGAGCAGGCGCCAACGGCAAGUACCCGUCGUUCGCCCCGCUGGACCCCCUGAGACCACUGCCGCGCAUGAGCUACAAGGACGGCUUCCAGCGCACCUACUUCCUCUGCCAUGGCUUCCAUGACCUCGCCUCCAAGCUGCACUCCUAUGCCGCUGUCAUGGCUGCUCGCAGGGAAGGUGCAGGGGUACACUGA